AUGUCGCCUGCUAAUACAUCCACUAACAAAGGCGUUCUAAUUCAGCGCGGAUCCAACGAGCGAACCCCGUUCUCCCGUGGUCUUUUCGUCUUGUCUCGCGGUCUGGAUCUACCAUUACAAUAUGCUAUCCUUUCUUCUCGUUCCUUGGCCGCACCUCUAAUUCACGCUCUAGGCGGAACAGCUAUUCUACCUACUGGACCCCCGCUCUUCCUCAUGGGUACCAACACCGGCCUGUCUCCCCAACGCGCCAUUAUAUUCGGCAUGGUCAUAGGCUCGUUCGUUAAGCAAAGUUACUGGGUGACUGCCAUCUCCCAGGAACCAAUGACUCCUCGUGCUGCUGCUCUCAUAGGAGCAUUUUACGCGGUUGCUAGCUCCCUCAAUACUAUUCUGUUCACCAAUACUGCGACGUCGGUGUUGGGUUACGCUUCUGUUGCAGGCGACGAGACGCGAUUGCCCAUACAGACUCUUGUCGGCAUCGGUCUGUAUGCUCUCGGCAUGGUAUUAGAAUGGGCCUCGGAGCUGCAAAGAUUGAGGUUUAAGAAGGAUCCGAAGAAUAAAGGUCGUGCUUACACUGGUGGUCUUUUUGGACUUGCGAGGCAUAUCAAUUAUGGUGGAUAUGUUCUCUGGAGAGUUGGGUCUUCUAUUGCUGCUGCUGGAUGGAUUUGGGGUGCAGCGGUUGGAGGAUUCCACACUUAUUACUUCUUGAAAGACGGUAUUCCGGAGUUGGACGCUUAUUGCUCGAAGAGGUACAGCGAGCAGUGGAGCGAGUACAAGAAGGCAGUUCCAUACAAGCUCUUUCCUUAUAUUUUGUGA
Messenger RNA from Lentinula edodes (shiitake mushroom), 813 nucleotides. RefSeq lists its product as uncharacterized. Lineage: Eukaryota; Fungi; Basidiomycota; Agaricomycetes; Agaricales; Omphalotaceae. Gene Ontology annotation, molecular function: oxidoreductase activity, acting on the CH-CH group of donors. Gene Ontology annotation, cellular component: membrane. Gene Ontology annotation, biological process: lipid metabolic process. The record is from RefSeq and is a predicted model, not a curated record. The transcript is spliced from 2 exons. Bases 1 to 813 code for a protein of 270 amino acids.